UUCAGGUAUAGCAUGUAAACAAGAUCAUUUAUUAAGGACAACACAAACAUAAACGCAGUGCAAUAAACCAAACCCCAAAACUAACACAAAUACAUACAACAAGCACAACGUAGUCAUGCAGGCCGGGUCGGUAGCUAACGGGCAAACAGGGUACCAGGAGCGAGCGGAAGAGUGGUCAGGAAUAGCCGAGGUCAGGACAGGCGGAUUUCGUUCAGAGUCAGGAUCAAAGCAGGAUCAGGCAGGAAGCAGACAGGAUGCAGGUACAGGGCUCAUGGGAAACAUACACCAAGGCACUGAUCACAGGCCUGGUCCUGCUUAAAUACACUUCCUUUAAUCAGCCUCAGGUGAUGGCCUGAUUGCAGGAGUGAGAUACUGGCAGCUGAUAGCACCCGCUGGCCAGCCUUGGUACUGCAGCCCACAAGGCAGGUGAGUCCCACCACCAUUGGCGAGUCCAUUCCUGACAGAAAUAGAGAC
Staurois parvus is the source of this 474-nucleotide messenger RNA. Lineage: Eukaryota; Metazoa; Chordata; Amphibia; Anura; Ranidae. The record is from the annotation of a GenBank genome assembly.